AUGUAUCGGGCUCUAUUCACCGAGGAGGAGGUCCGCCUAGCUAGAGAGCGACGUCUCAAGUACCUGGGAACCGCCAAGGUCAAGUUAAAUCAGAUUCAGUUCGACCCUCCAUUGCCCCGAGACUUAGAUCCCAAGAAUGUUAGCCGGCUACGGGAGAUCUUUCGGAAGAAUCGGUGUCGUCGCCUUGAUGUCGAUAACCAUGUUCCAGCGGUAGUAUCUCGGCAUAACCUAGAUGUCGCACUCAGGAAGGCAAACAUUUCAGCCUUGUCACAGCUGACUAAUAAUCGCGAUCAGUUACCACUGCUGGAUUUCCCAACCGGAGAGCUCCAGGCGCUCCACGGACGUCAUCGAAUACAGGCGGGAGCCGAGCUGCUCCCUCCGGCGGAUCGCUGGUGGAGCGUUGAUAUCUACUUGGAUGACAUUGGAGAAGACCUAAAGACCGCUCUUGUAGAGGAAUAUGCCAAUCAGAAGAAACCGACCGACGGGGAAAUCUACCGGAAAAUACGACAGUACGAAGAUGAGGGGAAUGAAGCAUUCCGGGAGAGGUGGUUUGUUCGACUGUCAGCCAACAAUCAAGACCGAAUCAAACAAUUGGGCAAAGAAGCAAAUCGCCGUCUUCGGCGAGGUUUCGAUCGAUUGCUUUUGAUACCAGGACUUUGGCAACAUGGGAUGAGAAUCAGUAUGAUUCAUCGUCUUAUCGCUACUAACUGUAUAGAGGAGAUCCUCACCUAUUUAGACUAUAUUUGGAAGUUCUGGUCCUCUUUAGUGGCCUCAGAUGCCGAUGCGAUGAAGAAGAUUGACUCUGAUACGGUCGAUUCUCUGCAACUACUGGCUCCAGGAAAGACUCGUUCCGACGCGCAAACGGCGGCUGGGCUAGUUUUAGGUGGACGUGCAUUUGCAGCUGUUGAAGAAGAAGAACGUAGAGCAAUAUGGGACCGCUUGAAAGAUACCAAAAGACCGGUUCCAUCUUUGUAUACCUUUUUCGAAGACUUCAAGUACUUGGAGAGCUGCGCUCACUGUGUGAAACGACUAUUUGGACCGUCGACCGAUUCCAUCUGGAAAACCAUGAGUUUCAUGUUCAGCCCAUCCGAUCAUUCUGAUUCUCAAAGUUUAAUUCAAACCUCAGAGUCUACGUUUAGGUCCGAGCAUGCCACUGACGCAGUGCGUCUAAAUAAGGCAUACCUGCAGGUUUGGCUGUAUGCGAUGCGGCACUAUCCGUUAAUGCCCCAAGAGCCAAAACAGGAAGAUGGCCUAUUAGCUAAGCAGGAGAGGUUCCGUGAUGAGAGAGUGAUCUACGAGAUGGCUGAGUUCGCUCAUCGUUUAGGCUUUCGAUCGCUGGAAAUCGAUGCUAUAAUGAAUAGUUGUCCAGAUCAUCAGAUCGCAAGAGCAGCUUUACUACAGGCUAGGAAAUCCUACCGAUUCCGAUACCCCCCUCACAAUUUUGACGCUCUGGUCAAUCGAAUUGUGGAGUGCUUCGCGACCGCAAUUCCUGCCGAUCCUGUGUUAGUUCACGAGCUUCUCGCAGAUAGCAUCGUUGGCCGCCAGGCGCGUUGCGGUAUGCCCACAUUUGGAGCCCACAAGCAAGACCGGCACCAUCUUUUUCUGGAUCGUUUGUGCUCUGAUGAUUUAGAUGCGACUGAUACGAUUACCACCUUCUUUGUCCGCCGCUGUGUGUUCGAGGCAUUCUUUGGAAAUCUGACAGAUGCGGAGCCAGACGUGCGCGAGCAGAAUCAAGACCUACCUACCGAUGACCCUCCCGAGUCACCAUUGUUUGUUGGCGAUGAAGAUCUUCCGAAUCAACGCGAAUUCACUUCACAAUUUGUCCCGCCGGCAGAACAGGAGCCUCAAUACCAACAAAUGGAUAUAUCAGAACCACAGAUACAGCAGGGCUUAGAUCAGCAGCCUCUACCUGACCAGCGAACAACAGAGAUCAGAAGAGAGAAAAGUAAUCUAAGACCGCGACGAAAGAGAAAGAUCACAAUACGGAAGCGUCAAAAGCGUGCUCAAGAUAUUACGAGCCAGGAGCCAAUGGAACUGGAUUGGCUGAGUUCGGAAUCGUCGCAUAGUGGCAUGAAUGAUCAUCAAGAAUGUGCAGAUUCAGACUCCCAUGAAGUUUGUCGGGCUAUGAUUUCACAAACUGAAUCGGGUCCGGUCAGCCUAGGAUUAUCAGCAGCUCCAAGCCGCAGUGUUACAUUCGAGCAGACAGAGCUUAUCGAUGACUCCGAAGCCCAAUUUCCUGAACGUUGCUCAGGUUCCGUCUACACAGUGGAUGAGGAUGGUCAAAACUCGACCCUUUCCCCGGAAUUCGCUGCACUCGAGCAGGAAAUAGCAGACAUACUCACGCCACGUGAACAGCUUGAAGCAAUUGCAUCACGAAACCACUUGCAGGUUGGUGGUCCAACGCAUACGCACUCCACAAGAUCCGAGAGCGACACCGCUUCCGAAGCUGGCAUACAUGAACAGCGAGUCUCAGAUACUUAUAUUGAAAAUGUGAUAAGAGCUCAAGAGGAGCAGGAACGCGUGGAGGAAGACCUGGAACGUGAGAGAUUCGAAGAGGAGUUCGGUCAUCCCUACCAAGAUCAUCCAGGUCCGAAUCCCACUCUCCUUGACGAACACUAUGGCUCAACACAAAAUGCCAAUGCAACUCAAUUAUUAGAGAGCAAGCACACCAUGAAACCAAAAGCUCCACAGGCUGCUGAUCCGGAAACUGCUGAAACAUCAGCAGCAAUAUAUCUUUCUGAUGGAGAAUCGAGAUCCUUGGUCGAGAACAGCGACUCACUAAGUCCAAGUGCUACAAACUUCACCAGCAGUGAGCAAAGCUCUGUCGAAGCUGAUGCUGCCCCUAACGCUACAGACCAGAAGGAGCCGCCAAGUCUCGUGGAAAUCUCUUUCUGGGUUUUUGAACGAGAGCACUGGAGAAAAACCGACUAUAUAGAGGUCAACCCCUCAAAUACAGCGCCAGUAGAGCGAAUGGCGAAGAAAUAUGCACGAAAAAAAUUCUGCCUGUAUGAUCGAUACUUACAAAAUCUCAGCCCUGCCCAAUGCUAUCGCGGAGCUACAGCUGAUGGUAACAACGCUAUCUUCCUAAUUCCAGAGCAUGAGGAGCAACAGCUUGUAGCUGAGGGUCGAAUUAGCAAGGAAAGGCAGCUGUUAUCACUUAUCUCUCAGGCCCUUGACCAGGUAGAGACUGAAACCCGACCUCCCGCAAAACGCCACCGUUACAUGAUGCGGAAGAGAACGUGAACAACUUUCCAGGUCUUGUCUAGACACAUGUUGAUCGUUCUGAAUGGCGUUUAUAUCUAUUAAAGGUGUCACGGGAGGCAUAGCAGCAUAGGGCUAUUUGUGACCUAGGAGCUUCGUCUUAG
This is a messenger RNA of Aspergillus homomorphus CBS 101889, 3365 nucleotides long. Its product is annotated as DUF3723 domain-containing protein. The record is from RefSeq and is a predicted model, not a curated record. Lineage: Eukaryota; Fungi; Ascomycota; Eurotiomycetes; Eurotiales; Aspergillaceae. The transcript is spliced from 3 exons. The coding region runs from base 1 to 3243 and encodes 1080 amino acids.